Heterostelium album PN500 is the source of this 6423-nucleotide messenger RNA. Its product is annotated as beta strand repeat-containing protein. The record is from RefSeq and is a predicted model, not a curated record. The coding region runs from base 1 to 6423 and encodes 2140 amino acids. Lineage: Eukaryota; Evosea; Eumycetozoa; Acytosteliales; Acytosteliaceae. The transcript has 4 exons.
AUGAAGUUUGAUAAUUUUAUUUUUAAAUUUGUUUUGAUUUAUUCGGUCUGCGUUGGCUUGGCUCAUGCCCAAUCUGUUUUCGGUCCCUAUCCAGGCAACGGACAUUACUACCAAUUAAUUUCAUAUGCAGGAUCAACAUAUGAUGCUGCUGUUGCAAAUAUUAAUUCUCAAGCAGCCUACCAAACUUUACAACCAUAUUUGGCUACAAUUAAUAAUGAAGAAGAAUUCAACUAUAUUACCAGUCAGAUAACCAUUGUUCCAAUUGCCUCCAAAAGAAUUUAUGUUUCUGGUAUUUUCGAUAGUGGUUUCUUAAAAUACAAUGGUAACGCAAUGGAGAAAGGAUCAUCAAUCUAUUCCUAUCCAACCGCACGUUGUUUUACCUUCUGUAAAUUCGCCAACGAAUAUCCAAGUGCUGGAAGUGCACAGGUGUAUUUGUCUUUGAACAAAACAGGAACCGUAUGGGCUCUGGCCACAGAAGACUUUGUCGCCAACAGCUACUAUUUGGUUGAAUACGGUGGUUUGAAAGAACCAUUGAUGGCACCACCACCAUCUGCCGGUGGUCCAGUCACCAUUUCCAAUUUCGUUACCAGUGAAGCCGGUGUAGCUUGGAGUAUUAACAACGUACAGGUUUUCAAAGAUGGUGUUUCCCUCCCAAUUAUCACCUACGGUACAAAUCUCUUGGUUGUCCAAUGGCCAGCCGGUGUCAACAGAUAUGACUUGGUAAUAACCGAUAACAGAACUGUUGGUGCACAUCCCCAAUUCAACCUUAAAAGCACUCACUAUGAUAUGCCAUACAUUACUACUUUGUAUGCCAAGACUUUCACUGCCAACUCUGUCAUCACUCUCAAUGGUGGUAAUUUUGGUACCGAUCCUUCAGUUAUCACUAUUAAUUAUGGUUCAACCGCUGCAGUUUGUGGUUCAGUUGCUAUUCUUGAAGCACACAAUUCCAUCACAUGUAAAUUAGGAACCGCGACAAACAAAAAUACUGUUACUCUCCUUCCAAUGACCGUUGCAGUUGGUUCAAAUAACUUUGUGUACACCACCAAUAGAAUUCCUUUCUAUGACUAUAAUACUGGUAGAGUUAUUCAAAUUUUCCAAGAGGCUAAAGUUAUGUACGGUGCAAGCUCAGGCUCGACUGACGCCUCCUUCAAUUAUCUUGGAUAUCAAAGAAGAGUUUUCAAUUCAAAUUACAUUGAUAACAACUAUUGUUCAUUGGGAUAUGUCCUAAAUGAGCCACAAUCAGAAACUAUUCUCAACAACAUCAAAUUGGAUAACGAAAUUUUCAUUGCUGGAUAUGCACCUGGUAGCACUUUUAAAGUUACCGCCAACGGUGGUCCCAAUGAUGGAUCUACAUUGAUUAGCUCAAUUGGAACUGGAGUUUGUACUAAUACUACUAUGUAUUGUCCAAACCCAAAUUACCUUACUGGUGGUAUGUAUUUCGCUACAUAUGCCAGAGUUAUCUAUUAUGGACAGCUCACUGGUCAAGGACAAUCCUAUAAGGCUGGUAUGUUCUUCCAGUGUGGUAACUAUCCAGCUGCCGCUGCUGCAAUCACCUACUCUGUGGACACUGCAGGUGGACUCAUAAACUUCGCAACUCUUAAUGGAUGUGGUUUCAAAUACUCCACAAGAUCGUUCGAUCUCCAAGCCGUCAACUAUCCAGGAAUCGCCAAUAUCUAUCAAAUUGGAAACACUACUCUCGGUCUCAAUAUUCCAGCUGGAACCGGUGCUAACCUCCCUCUCACUGUUUACAUUGAAAACACUCAACUUAAAAACGCCUUAAUCUCAUACAAGGCACCAACUAUCUCUUCUAUCACCCCGGCUCUUACCAGCUUUGGUGGAACUAUUAUUAUCACUGGUACCCAAUACGGUCCAAAUGUAAAUGGUAUCUCUGGUAAAUGGGUCUCUGGAUCAACCACUUUGACUUGUCAAUCAUUCACAAUGGUUACCGCCCACACCCAAUUGAAAUGUACAUUGGGAGGAGCAACUGGUUCAGGUGUCUUUACCUUGACUGUCAACGGACAAAUUGUCACCUUUGGAUACGCUUUCUCGCCACCUAUCAUUCAAAGUGCCUCUCAAUCUGGAACCACAUUGUCGCUCAAUGGUAUUGGUUUCGGUUUGACAACAGCAGGUGUUACUUCUUCACUAUCAAUGACCAGCACAUCUCUCACCACCGUUUCCGAUCCACAAACAUACAGUGGUACCGUGCCAUCCAAUACCAAGAAUCAACCAAUCACUUUUACAGUUGCCAGUAUCAUGUCUGCACCAUACUACUUAACUUUCCAACCAUCGUUGUCAUCUGUUUCCAAACUCUCUCCAAACGCUGUCAGCACUAUCAAUAUUGGUGGUAACUUCCUCCAACUCACUCGUCUCAACAAUACCGUCUGUGAAUCUUCGAUUCUCAUCGAUGGUGUCACUCCAUGUACCUCCCCACUAUCUACCACCUCUGGAAAUGGUUUGAGUUGUAAUGCACCAGCCAUGACCGGUACUCACAGCCUCACUGUAACCAUCGACGGUAAGACAUCUACUCCAAUCCAAAUCGUUGCUAACUCGCCAUCUGUCUCAUCGUAUGUCCAAACGGGAUACAAUAUCGUUAUCACUGGUACCAACUUUGGAUUGGGUACCGCUAGUGCCACUGUAUCGAUUGGUACUUACACCAUCACAACUGGUGUCACUGUUACCUCUACAACCACCAUCACCACCACUCUUCCAUCGAACAUUCGUAACGACGUACUCAAAGUAACCAUCGACGGUUUGCCAUCAAACACUAUCGAUUUCAAGGCUACUCCAACCAUCACCUCUACCUCACUCGUUAACACAGUCGGUGGUAACUUGGUUAUCACUGGUACCUACUUUAACAGUUUGAAUGGAGGUAAUAACCCAGUCACCAUUGCUGUCUUGGCCAACGGUCAAACUUGCGCUAAUCCAAGCGUUACCAUUGACAAUACUGAAAUUACUUGUACACUCUCAGCCGGUACUGGAUAUAAUCUUCCAGUUAAAGUCACAGUCGAUGGUGUCUCUGCCAACAGUGUAUUUGCUUUCAAAGCACCAUUAAUUAACUCUGCCAGCUUAAACAAUGGACAAAUCAUUAUUACUGGUACUGAUUUCGGUACUACCAAUAAUAAUGUCCAAGUCUCAUUCUCUGGUGCCUCCAUCCCAUUGGCCUCUAUUUCAUCCGAUGCCACCACAGCCUCAUUCAACAUUCCAACCAACGCUUUGAAUUCACCAAUCGUUUUAACUGUUGCCGGACAAGCUUCCAACCCAUACCCAUUCACUUUGACACCAUCUUUGAACUCUGUCUCACAACCAAAAGCUCUUGGUGGACAAGUUCAAAUCAGUGGUUCAUACCUCUCCACAAAGAACUACGAUGGAUCAACCAAUGAUUUAGCCGUUACUAUUGAUGGUACAACCACAUGCACCAACCCCACAGGAACCUCGAGCUCACUUACUUGCACUGUUCCAGCUGGUUAUGGUACUGGUCAUUCCAUGGUUGUCACCAUUGGAUCUUUAACCUCCAACAGUCUCCCAUUCGCUUAUCAAGCACCAACCGUCACCUUGUUCAACCAAUACAACACUCACACUGUCAUCAACGGUACAAACUUUGGUUUGGAUACCUCUCAGGUAUCAGUUGCCUUCGGUCAAUCUCAACCAGCUGCUCCAAUCAACUUGUAUUCCAGUCCAGAGUCAAUGGAAAUUGUUAUUCCAGAGUUCACCAAGAACGGUAAAUUACAAGUUACUGCAGGUGGACAAACCUCGAGUCUCUUUGACUAUAAGCUCUCACCAGUCUUGGAAUCCGUUACUUCUGUUGGUUCCAGUGGUGGUUUAAUCACAAUCAAAGGUCACUUCCUCAAUGUUGAAACCGACGAUGGAACUCCAACCACCAUCAGCGUUACUCUUCUCCCAGAUAUCGAAUGCACCGGUGUAGCCAAAUUGGAUGACACAACCCUCAACAGAAUCACUUGUACCUUACCAGGUGGAUCUGCCGAGAAUCUUCAACUCCAAGUCACAAUCGAUGGUCUUUCCUCCAUAAUUGCUUUCAGCUAUGGUGCUCCACUUAUUCACUCGAUCACCGUUUCACCAAGCAAUCAAGUCAACAUCACAGGUGAGAACUUAUUCAACCUUCAAAACUCACCAAUCGUUAACUGGGGUAGCACUCUUCAAUUCAGCACUGUCACUACCUCUGGUAACUCUGUUAUUUUCACCGUUCCAGAUGGUACCCUCGGAGAUUAUGUCGGUGUAACCUUGAAGAAUAGAGCUUCCAAUACUUACUUUGUUUCACUCUACCCAAUUAUCACUUCAAUUACUGCAUCAAAGACCAGCGGUUCUGAUGUCGUCGUUACCGGUACCUAUCUCAAUAGCUACAAUGCCGAUGGUAGCUCCACCAAUGUUACCGUUACCAUCGAUGGACAACCAUGUGACGUCGUCGCCGAUCAAUCUACCAACGAGAAGACUAUCACUGCUCCAUACGGUGUAGGAUCCAACCACGUUGUUGUAUUCUAUGUCAAUGGACAAUCCUCAACCAUCAGCACUUUCAACUACAUUGCUCCAACCAUUACUGCAAUCUCUCAAAAUGUAUCACAAAUCACAAUUACCGGUGACAACUUUGGUAAUAAUACCGGUGCCAUCGAGUUACCAUCGGGUGUAACUCUUGACAGUGUUACCCAUGAUACUGUUAUUGCUCUCCUUCCAGCAUCAUACAAAUCAGGUACAUUCAACGUUAUUGUUGGUGGACAAACUGGUUCCUCUGCAUUCGUCGUCACUCCAUACAUCACUGAAUUCACCAGUGUCAAUGCCCUCGGUGGUGAUAUCACUGUCUCUGGUCUAUACUUUAACAUUGACACCCAAAAUGGCGAUGCCACUGAAAUCAGUGUAAUCGUUGGAACACAAAACUGUGCCUAUGUAAAGAACAUUGCUGACACUAACAUUGUCUGUACUCUUGGAUCCCAUGCUUUCAACCACAAAGAUAUUCAAGUAACAAUCGAUAAUCAAUACAAUAUCAUGUCAGGUUACAGCUCUUUGCCACCCACUGUUCUCUCGGCAACCGGUCUCACCUUUGGUACUGCUGGAACUGUCACAAUCUCUGGUAUUGCCUUUGUUGAACCAAUCAACAGCGUAAGAAUUGGAGGUACCGAAUGUACAACCGUUGAUGUUGUCGAUUCUAGCCACAUCACCUGUGAGUUCUCAGCAGAUGUUGUAGGUUCCUCCGUUAUUGGUCUUGAAGUAGUCGUUUCCAACGCUGGAAUUGAAGGAUCUGCCAACGUUUUCCUCUACAGCCAAUUGGAUUGCUCAAAUCAAUGUGUCAACGGAACAUGUACCAACGGUUAUUGUGCUUGUGUAGUUGGUUAUUCCGGUCAAUUCUGUGAUAUUGCAGUUGCCGAUAUUGUCCAUCCCGCCUCCCCAUGGAAUCCAAUUCAAAUCUACCAACAAUUCUUACAAAAUCAAUACUUCAUUUCUGGACUUUCCUACGUCCGUGAAGUCAACACUCAAACCGGUAGCGUAAUCAACUCAAUCAAUCUCAUGGAUAACUCAUUCACUUCAAUUGGAAACGAUCAAUUCCAAACCUCUGAAGGUAGUGUCACUGUCACCGUAACAAUUACAGUAUUCAUAGCCGAUACUACUUCCUAUAACUUUGCUGGUGAACUAAUGGCAAUUCCAAACGGUGCAAUUAAACACUCCGUACAAGUCACCGGUUGGCAAUUUGCUGACCAAUCCAAUUCACUCCAGGUUGUCUACAGAGCAAGUGCCCCAGAAUCAGUCGCAUACAACUGCACAACCUCUCCAUCUACAAUCACUUCUUCCGACCCAGCUACAACCAAGAUGUCACAAUCAUUCUUGCUUGACACUGAAGCUGGAAUCAUGUAUAUUUCAGUCUCAAAUCGUGCAUACAUUGACGGUGGUGUUGGUUACGUAUCUGCUGUUUCAUUGCCCAGCUCAGGAUUCCCAGCAUCUCCAAACACCAACAUCCUAUACUAUGCUAUUCAAGUCCCAGCUUUCGCCUCAGGUGUAACAGUCGAUCCAACCUUUGUCGCCUACAAUAAACCAAAUCUUGUUUUCCCCAACUGUCCAACACCAACAACAACUGGUAACACACCAACAACUAACACCCCAACAACUAACAAUCCAACUACUUCAACCACCGGUAACAACCCAACAACCUCAACAACUGGUAGCAAUCCAACUACCUCAACAACCGGUACCAACCCAACUACUUCGACAACCGGUACCAACCCAACCACUUCGACAACUGGUACCAACCCCACUACUGGUGACUCAACUACCGGUACCAACCCAACUACCGGUAACACCCCAACCACUGGAGAAGACCCAACUACAUCAACAACAGGACUCUCAUCAGCAUUCAAACUAACACCAUCAACAUUCAGUGUUAUUCUUUCAUUGUUGGUAAUCUUAUCAAUAUUCUUUUAA